AUGCCGCCCUCCCCGCUCCCGGUUCCGAACUCCACGACCUCCUUCUGGAGGUCAAGUCCGCACCCGCUCGACAAUCACCGGUCUACCCCCGACGUCCCCUCACAGGUCGACAUUGCCGUUAUUGGCGCCGGCUAUGCAGGCGUCUCGACGGUCUACCACAUUCUCAACAUCGCCAAGGCCAAGGGCACCCCGCCCCCGAACAUUGUGAUUCUCGAGGCGAGAGAGGCCUGCUCCGGGGCAACGGGCCGAAAUGGCGGCCACCUGAAGCCGGACCCCUACAAUCGGCCUUCAACCCUUGCUCUCACGCAUGGCGUUGAGGUUGCCGGCGAGUGCGCCAACUUUGAGGCGGAUAACCUUGCGGCUGUGAAGAAGGCUAUUGAGACCGAGGGAAUUGACUGCGACUUUGUGUAUACGCGUGCCGUCGACGCGUUGAUGAGCGAGUCGAUCUGUGAGCGCAUGAGGUCUGGCGUUGAGUUGUUGAGGAAACAUGGCGUUAAGGUAAUGGACGACGUGUAUUUUGCCAAGGGGGCGGAGGCAGAGCAACUAUCGGGCGUUAAGGGUGCCAAGGGGUGCCUCUCAUACACGGCGGGCCACCUCUGGCCGUACAAGCUCAUCGUCGGCCUCCUCGAGAAGGAGCUUGCCGCCGGCGUGAACCUGCAGACUCAUACACCCGUGACUAAAGUCACAGAAAAGCCCGAUGCAGACGGCUUUCUCACACUCACCACGCCGCGGGGAACCGUGCGCACUAAGAACAUCGUGUACGCGACAAACGGCUACACGUCGUCGAUCCUGCCCGAGUUCUCGGAAAAGAUUGUCCCCGUGCGGGGGAUAUGCAGCCACAUCCACCCCGGCAAGACGCCCGCGCCGCUGCUGCCUCACUCGUACAUCAUCCGCUGGUCGGAGAGCGAGUACGAGUACCUCAUCCCGAGGCUGGACGGCAGCAUCGUGGUGGGAGGUGCCAGGGGCGCGUACUACCACGACUUGGAAAAGUGGUAUGGCAAUGUCAGCGAUGAUAAGCUGAUUGAGGAGGCGAAGCACUACUUUGACGGGUACAUGCAGAAGGUCUUCAAGGGCUGGGAAGACACUGGCGCGUACACGAACAAGGUGUGGACUGGAAUUAUGGGAUACUCCACGGAUUCAACGCCGCAUGUUGGCGUGGUUCCUGGUAGACAAAGCCAGUUCAUGCUGGCCGGCUUCACCGGUCACGGCAUGCCGCAAAUCUUCUUGUCUGCGAAGGGCGUCGCUUCAAUGGUGAUGGAGGGUGUAGACUUUAAGAGCACAGGUAUCCCAAGGCUUUACGAAGCUUCGCAAGCCAGGUUGGACAAUCCCAAGAAUAAUGUCUUGGACAGCUGGAAGGCAUCGCAAAAGACUGCAUCGAAGCUGUAG
Colletotrichum chrysophilum is the source of this 1386-nucleotide messenger RNA. RefSeq lists its product as uncharacterized. Bases 1 to 1386 code for a protein of 461 amino acids. NCBI's taxonomy places the organism in Eukaryota, Fungi, Ascomycota, Sordariomycetes, Glomerellales, Glomerellaceae. Gene Ontology annotation, molecular function: oxidoreductase activity. The transcript is spliced from 4 exons. Gene Ontology annotation, cellular component: cytoplasm. The record is from RefSeq and is a predicted model, not a curated record.